Messenger RNA from Tachysurus vachellii, 7938 nucleotides. It is a transcript of the gene rhobtb4, whose product is annotated as Rho related BTB domain containing 4. Gene Ontology annotation, molecular function: GTP binding; protein binding; GTPase activity. The transcript is spliced from 12 exons. Lineage: Eukaryota; Metazoa; Chordata; Actinopteri; Siluriformes; Bagridae. The coding region runs from base 475 to 2622 and encodes 715 amino acids. The record is from RefSeq and is a predicted model, not a curated record. Gene Ontology annotation, biological process: small GTPase-mediated signal transduction.
GCGUGACGCAGGGCGAGAGGGGCGUGUGUUGUGAGCGGAAUCAACUGUAGAAACAAUAACAUUUAAGCGCGACCCCCUACACAGCAAACACGACAGGUCCAAACGCGCUUGUAACGAGCUGUAUGAGAAAGCGGAAGAGUCAGCAGAGUCCCAGGCGAGUUUGGAGCAUCCGGGAAACUUCUUUUCGGCUCAGCAGAGACGCGAGCGAAGAUGCUUCCUUUGUGACAGGCUCGAGCGAAUGCGCUCUCUUCACAACUUACAGCAUCUCAUUUCGCCUUUAUUUUCUUUAGACCUCCAGCGCCCGGCCUGGCAUGUGGGUCAAUUCUGGAAGCGUUGGAAGAUAAGAAAAGCGACUCAACCUCUAAAUUAACUUUGGCUGCAGUUUUGGAACUUAAGGAAGGAGUCCUGGCCAGACCCCAUGGGCCUUACUCUGUCCUUGGCUGAGUUUACUUUCCACGGCAAAGGGCCCUCUCCAUGGAUAUAGACACAGACUAUGAACGGCCUAAUGUGGAGACUAUAAAGUGUGUGGUAGUGGGUGAUAACGCGGUGGGAAAAACCCGCCUUAUUUGUGCUCGUGCCUGCAAUGCCACCCUCACGCAGUACCAGCUGCUCGCCACCCACGUGCCAACCGUGUGGGCCAUCGACCAGUACCGUGUGUGCCAGGAGGUGUUGGAAAGAUCUAGAGAUGUGGUGGAUGAAGUGAGUGUGUCUCUCAGGCUGUGGGACACAUUCGGAGACCAUCACAAAGACAGAAGGUUUGCUUAUGGCAGAUCUGACGUGGUGGUGCUCUGCUUCUCCUUGGCUAACCCAAACUCUCUGCGCCAUGUUCGUACCAUGUGGUACCCCGAGAUUAAGCACUUCUGUCCACGCACCCCUAUCAUUCUGGUGGGCUGUCAGCUGGACCUGCGUUAUGCUGACUUAGAUGCAGUGAACCGAGCUCGUAGGCCACUGGCAAAACCCAUAAAACCCACCGACAUCCUUCCACCAGAACGAGGCCAUGAGGUGGCUAAAGAAUUAGGGGUGCCCUACUACGAAACCAGCAUUGUCGCGCAGUUUGGCGUCAAGGACGUCUUUGACAAUGCCAUCCGCGCUGCACUGAUUUCUCGUCGCCACCUCCAAUUCUGGAAGUCCCAUUUAAAGAAGGUCCAGCGGCCUCUUCUUCAGGCCCCCUUUUUGCCUCCCAGGCCACCGAGACCUGCAGUGGGUAUCCCUGACCCACCGCCCUUGGAUGGAGAAGGCCCUGACUCUCUCUUCUGCCAGCCCCUAUGCUCAGAUGUCCUGUUCCUUCUCCAAGGUGCCACUCGUGUUUUUGCUCAUAAAGUCUACCUAGCCACUUCCUGUUCCAAGUUCUAUGACCUGUUCAGCAUGGACCUAGGAUCUACAGAGGAGGACAAGGAUGGAGAUGAGACUCUGGAGGGCGGGGAGGAGGAGGAGCAAAGUCGAAGAGGAGCCAAAGAGCAGGCAGGACGUGCCAAGAGCCUUGACGUUGAUAAAGAUGGUGAUGGGGGGACCAAGGGUGGCAGGAGACUGCUUUUGCUGGAGCAGGGCUUAAUGAGGACUUCCCAAAGUGAUAAUGCACUCCCCGCCAGGGGCCAGUACCCAGUGGGGUCCCUGGGAACCGGCCGUCCACUUUCAGGAUGGGGACGGGGGUUCCUCGGUGUGUACCUGGAAAGGGUGAAAGACCCUGUAACAGGUCGAACAAGACUCAUGACAGUUGUGUCUAUGGAUGAACUCAUUCAGGAGGCACCUUUCAGGGCCGUGCUGCAGUACCUGUACACAGGUCAUCUAGAUGAAGGCCGGAGUGACCUGAUGCAGGUGGCCACCAUUGCUGAGCUUCUAGAAGUCUUUGAUCUGCGUAUGAUGGUGGCCAAUGUGCUGAACCGUGAGAGCUUCAUGAACCAGGAAAUCACCAAAGCCUUCCACGUGCGUCGGGCCAACCGAAUCAAAGAGUGCCUGAGUAAAGGCACCUUUGCUGAUGUGGUGUUCCAACUGGAUGAUGGCUACCUACCUGCCCAUAAGCCUCUGCUCAUCUCCAGCUGCGACUGGAUGGCGGCCAUGUUCCGUGGGUCUUUCAUGGAGAGCUACAUUGAGGAGGUGUCCAUACCCGAUACCAGUACUGCCUGCAUGAGAGCUGUGCUGGAAUAUCUGUACUGUGGCUUGCUCACACCUUGCCCCGAGUUGGAGCCAAUUGACCUCAUAAUAUUAGCCAACCGGCUUUGCCUGCCCCGCCUUGUGGCUCUUACAGAGCAACAUGCGGUUGAAGAGCUCUUGCAGUGGGCAGUUAAAGGAGCGGACAUUGACGGACAGGUGCUGGCUUACCUAGAGAUGGCUCAGUUCCACAAUGCCAAGCAGCUCUCUGCCUGGUGCCUCCAUCACAUUUGCACCAACUACAACAGUGUGUGUCGCAAGUUCCCCAAAGAUAUGAAGAACAUGUCUCCAGAAAAUCAGAAGCACUUUGAGAAGCAGCGCUGGCCCCCUGUCUGGUUCCUCAAGGAGGAAGACCGCUACAACCGCUCCAAGAAGGAACGUGAGCGUGAGGAAGAAAUCCUGCGCAAACAGCACACCAAGCGUGGCUGGUGCUUCUGGAGACACAUGUCCUCCUCUGCACCCCACAUCUCCUGAGGGUGCAUCCUUUUCUGACAACCACCACCAUCCACACCCCAAACCGCUUUCCCUGUCUCGGCCUCAAGACUCACAGCUGAGUCUGGGAAGACCUAUGUCUGUGUCCAAUGUGUGCAUCCUGGCUGAUGGACGUUUGUCUGGGGCAUCUUCGCCCCCGUGCUUCUGCCUUCUCUCAUCAAGCCAGGUUUGAUGCCAAACCUGAGGCAAAAAGCUGUGGCCCAUACAACAUACAGCAGUUCUUAGCUCAUCAGCUGAAUGGGAGAAUUUCCCAUUCUGUCUUGUGUGUUUCACUGUGUUAAUCCAGCAAGUGUGGAGGCCUUGUAUGGACACCACAUAGGGAAUGUCUUUAUGGCAGUGAUCUGCCUUCACCUUUUAAGACUGUUAUUCUUAUGCUACAACUACAAACCCACGCAUACUCACUCACCCCCUCAGUACCUAUCCGUGGCGCUGGCGCCCAAGCAUGCAUAAAGCAUGGUGCUGUUGUGAUGAGCUUCUCCUGGCCAAAAGAUCCAACAUAUAUGAGCUACAAAUACCUUGCACCUAGCACCUAAAACAUCGUCAGGGAUUUGUUAUUCUGUAAAUCCAGCUGAACUGUGGUACAUACUUUUUUGCCUCAGUAAUGAAUAACCUUUGCCUAUUCUCUCUAAGAGGAAAAAAUAAUUCCUCGGCUCUUCCGUAGACCCCUUUUAGCUCUUUAUGUUAAUUCUUUGUUUUGUUUUUUUUUUGCAAUUUUCCACUGAGGCACUAUUGGGGGAAACUCCACUCAAGGGCCCUCAUUUAUCAACAUUGCUUACUCCCGACAGAAAGAAAUUGUGUUUAUGAGUGUCGAUUUAAUCAACAAACCUUUGCUUAGGUUUUUGUAUUUGUUUAUGUAUUGGAGUGCAAACAAAUACCGAUAAAUUCACGUCAUCAAUUGUGGCAUAUGUUGAAGAGAGUGAAAUGAGGCAAACAAAUGCAAUACCUUUUCUGCCCGUUCAUGUCUUUUUCAACCAGGAUGUUUGCCUACAGACACAUUUUAGAGGGUAAUGGGGAAAAUAGCAGGUAUUUUCAUAACACCACAACAGACAUAUUAAACAGCGCAGCUUACUUAUUCUCUACUUUAUUGAUAAAAUCUCAGCUUUGCAAAUAUUUCUCAUUUGUUUGUAAAAGUUUAAGCACCCUUUGAAGCGAUUCUUACUUACUUACAGUGGGUGUGUCUGUGUUUAUCUGAGCAGUGAAGUGCACAAGCACAGCGGCUAUGAACAACUGAUACUUAUUAAGCUUUAUAGUGCACACUUGUGUAUAUGGUAUGCAUGCUCCCCGUUGAUGAUUCACAAUUUUGCUUUCAUAUACUGCAGAUAUGAAACUGUUUAGAACCUUUUCUAUGCAAUGUUGAUACAUGAGGCUCAAGAAUGUUUAUUGCUAACACUUAAAGUUGCCUGUGGGCGGAAACAGAACACUAAAUAAACUUGGUCCGAUGCUUCACUCAUUAACCUAAGAAGGCUCUAAUAAAAGCACCAAAGAGAUGAUUCUGGUGUGCAAAAACAUAACAUCUUAAUUUUAUAUCUAAUGAUAUUUCUACCACUGCCGUGGGAGUAUUAGCGUUCAAUAUAAAAGCUGUUAGAUUAGGCUUUCGUUCUGACAGUUAGCAAGAUUGAUUUUUUUUACUUGUAUCUACUUCACCACGCCACUAGAGGCAGUGUUGUUUAAUCCAUUUGUAUAAUGCUUUAGACCAAGGAAUAUAAUCCAGUUUUCUUGCCUUUUUUUAAUGGUUUUCCACCUUUAUAUGAGAGUAACCUUUCAAGAUUUUUUGUCCUGUAGUUUUAAUCUAAUCAAUUGCAACAUAACCAAAAAUAAGGUUGCCAUGUUUAUCCUUCCCUCCUCUUUGCUAACACAACUAAAUUAGCUUGCCUCCGUCUAGCCUGCUGUGUUCUACCUCUGCAGACAGAAAGAAGUUUGGGAUUCAGCACCUGUGUUGUGUUGUGUGUGUUUUUUUUUUUUAUUAUUAUUAUUAUUUUUUUAAUUUGGAAAUAUAAGACCACAGAAUAAUACCUUCACUUGGUGCUUGAAAUUACUAAUUAUCACAGUGAUGGUAAUCUUUUCUCACAGUGGUUGUUUUUAUUUUGCUUUUGGAAUUAAUUAUAUUCUGUGUGACAAUCCUACACAAAAAGAAGAAAAAAUUCUCGACUAUUUAAGAAAGCAAAGGUGUUGGCUAAAUGAUUGUUUCCUUUUUACCUUAAAAAGCUUUAUGACUUUCAGUUGAAAGGCUUGUAGCAAAAUGGAUGAUGGACUUUGUGCUAUUAGUAUAUAUUUUACUGAUGUGGUAUUAAUGUGGUAACAUAGAACAGUUCACUGAUUGUAACCUCUCCAGUUUUGUCCCUUAAUCAAGUAUCAAGUAUUUCUUAAACACAUAGUGGUGUUGUUUGUAUCUGGUGAUCUUUAUUGCCCUGUGCCUGUUACAAUAUCAAAAAUUAAUUCACCAUAUACAUCAAUGUUAUUUAGGUAUUUGUUUGCUUGGGCUGUGGUGAAGAAGGCGCUAUGUCCUGAAAGCUCAGUUUCACAUGAGUGCUAUUUUUGUAAAUGUUAAAACAGAAAAAAAAUGUUCAACUUAUUUUUUGUAUUUUUUAUUAUUUUUUUUUUUUGGUAGCACCUUCCGCUAUUUUUGGUUUUCAGGUUUUUCACCUCCGUGAGGCUGCACCCAGGUGCCGGUGGUAGCUAGCUGGAGAUAUAUGAUGUGGAAAGACUUUUUCUCGCUAGAGACACGUUCAAAUAAUCAACAGUUACUGAAAUAGACAUGCGAGUGAAUCUCAACGGGCCCAAGUGUGAAUGAAGCUGAUCUUUGGAAGGAAGGAAAUAGCAAAAAGACACAAGGAAGGAGCUCUUUCUGUCCCAUUUAGAUAUUUUAGUUAAUUAAGCCAUAGUUGUUGAUCUAAAAUUAACCUUUGUUUAGCAAAAUAUACUGAAAUAUACUAUCGGUUUACAGUUGCUCUGUUAAUUACUGCCUCAGUACCGAGCACUUCAGUAGUAAUGUAAAAAACAAGUUGGAAAUAGUUCUAGUGUUUACACAUACGGUGUGUUUCUGUUCUUGAAGGUAAAAAGCUGUGUUGCCGUGGUGAUUUGGGCAAUUUAUUGGUAUUAUUUAUUUUUCUCCCUUAACAUAUUUUCUGUCUGGAUCUGUUGAGCAUGACUGUUUCCUGAACUCCAGCAUUUUAAAAACACUUUACAUUUUGUAGCAUGGUAAAUUUACUUCCAUAACUGGUGGACAUUUUUAGCUCCAUGCAGUUUGUGUUCAGUGUUUGUUGGUGAAGGCAAUGAUGUCUUUGUAUAUCCUGUAACCUGUGUGCUUUAUUGUUAUUGCCUUUUCAAAGUUUGCUAGGUUUUAAGAAGAGACACAGUAUAACGAUGUGUUUCUGUAGUUCUGGGGUGGUUUUCUGGUGAUUGUAUGAGUAUUAUUAGAAAAGAUAUCAUGGCUUGGGGAACAGAUGUGGGGAAAAUGUUAUCAUGACUUUUUCGACAGCACUAACAAUUGAUAAGCCCUUAUUAACAGUGUAACAGCCUAUGCACUUUAGCCUAAAUUGUGAAAAACAAACUUUUUUCCUGUUUUUUUGUUUUUGCCCUGAAUUUAACAUUGUAACAUGGAAAGCGAUGCACGGUUACAGGAAAUGUGCAUGAAGAAUGGUCUCUUAGACAUGAUUGCAUGCAGUCAUGUGUAUGGUUGUUGUAACGAAUCAACGAAGUGUGCACUUUGUCAUUAGUCUAUUCUUCUAUAUGAGCUCAUAUACAAAAGCGUGCUACAUUUAGAGGAAAUUAUUACCACCAUUUUAUAUACAGUUUUUAUCUGGUUUGUCAUGUCCUUGUUGGGAAAAAAAAAUCAUACUUCCCCAAAGGUUGCAAUAGUAAUGCUCCAUAGGGCUCAGAUUUGUUGUAUCCUGGCAUUACCUGUGCCUUUGAUUCUUUUUUUUUUUUGGUUUGUGUUUUGUUUUUUGUUUUUUAAGAAAAAAAUAAUCGUGUUGCCUUUCUAAAGAGGGCCUCUUACUACUGCCUUUAGAUGUUGAAUAAUUGUAAAGAUAACCACGUGUGCUCACGCAUAAACACACACAGGCACUUAGCCGGGCAGCUGACCACCGCAUUCCUCCUCUUACUUUCAGUGCCUGUGGACGUUAUGUAGCACUGCUUACUGUUUCUCGAACCUGUCUUUAUGCUGCAUCCUUUUCAUUGCUUUUCACGUAUCAAAUAUUUCCAGCUUUUUUUUGUUUGUUUUUGCUGAACUGAGUGGAAAUAAAUGCUUUGGGUUCGACAUGAUCAUGCUGGUACAGCUGUGGGAAAGCACGUACAGCCUUCAGUAUUCGUCGUAGUUGGACGCUCAUGCCCUCUAAGGACGCAAAUGAGAACUAUUGAACGCAGCUUAUUAUGCAGUACACAUUUUCUGGUGUGAUGGAAAGACUUCUGCGUUAUCGGGAAGCCAAGGGCUGCACAUGCUUCUUCCUGUGCUGCUGUUUCCGUUCUGAUUCAGCAUCCCCUCUCCAAAUUGUUUCUUGCUAUUAUUUUCUUCCAACUGUGACUUCCUCAUUUUCUGUACCUCACUCUUUGUAUACGUACCUUUUUAGAAUUAGGAUGAUUUUGAUUCAUUGCAGGAUUUUUCUUUGGGUAAAACCCACUCUUGUGUUUCACAUGCAGUGACUUCAUAAGACAGAGCGUUACUUGUUUGUGGUUUAGAUUUUUUAUUUUAUUGGGGGUUUUUUUUUGCAUUUUUUUCAUGCAUCUUAUACAAACUGCUGUGGGGAAUAAUAAUAUGCAAAGGGGUUAAUAUUAUCCUAAUUUUGAUUAUACAGCUCUCACAUUCAGUGGAAGUGGCCUUCUUUAAACUAACAUGCCAAUUCUAACAUUAAUGGUCCUGUCAGGUUUACUUAGUGUGCAUCUCCGUCUCAAGGCCACCUCGAUUUUGGAGUGCAGUCAGCAACUGAAUAAAAUCUGAUGACCAUUCUUCCUUUUGUUUUGUUCUCUUUAAAUUAUUAUAUCACUAUUACACCAUUAAGCACUUUGUGUUAACUUCUUACUUCUUUUUGGAUAUUGCUGUUAAUGUAAUGAAACAAAAAAUGAGCACACACAACACUCUAUAAGGGCUUUUUUUAAUAAUCGAAUAAAAAAAGACAGAAAGAAAGAAAGGCAACAAUCAGAAUGUUUUGCAGAUGCCGCAAAAAUGUUGUUUUAAUGAAACCUUUGUGAUACUUUUUGAACCACUGUGAUUUGUACAAAAUGGAACAAAUAAGUAGGGGAAAUGCCGUUUCAGUAUUCUAAUGUUUAACUGGGCUUUUAAUAAACUUUAAGUGGAUUUCA